CUGUCGUUGUCGUCGUUGUUGUCGUUGUCUUCGUCAUCACCAUCAUCAUCAUCAUCAUCGUCGUCGUCGUCGUCGUCGUCGUCGUCGUCGUCAUUGUUAUCAUUGUUGCCAUUGUCAACGUUUUUGACGCCGAUAAUGACAAUAAUAUCAUCUCAAAUUGCGCGGUAAAGAAAGUGUGUGUAUGUGUAAUUCUCUAUUUGUGUGUGUGUAAGCGAGAAAGAGGGGGAGAUUGCAAAUACAGUCGCUGAUAAAGAUACAGAUGGGGUGGAAAAGCAAAAGAGUACAAGGGAGUGAGAAAUCAAAGACGAAAAGAAACAACAGGGGAUAUAUGAAGCUAGAAGAGGGUAUUUAGGAGACAACCCUAAGGACGGAUUUUCCGAACGAAAGAAGACGAUAUCGUGAGUUGGAAGGGGUGAAAGUAAAAAAAGGCGGAUGGGAGGGAGUGCAAGAGAGGUACGAAGAAGGGGCAACAGUGUGGGGGAGAGUCGCGAGCUGUGUGACACGAGAGAAACACAGAAGAUCUGAAAUCGAAAACUCAGCGGUUGUGGCUCGUGGUUAAGUAGGAUGCGUGUGCUUGGGUGCGGCGUCUCGCCACCACCCGACAAGCGACGGUUUAGCAACGUUAACAGCACCCGUUAUACUAUCGCCAAAGGAAAAGCCGGUGUUUGGAACGACAGUCCCGCGAGGACAUUUAUCGAGAGCGCGGAAUCACUCGCGAGAGGUAGCGCGAGCAAGUACUUCGACCAGGUAACCAAGGACGGGACGAGAAAUCAGAGUUUUCUUCAAAGUUUGGAAACGGCGCGACUGUAUCGUACUGUUUUUGUCCGAAAAGUUCGCGAAGAAGAAGAAUUUGUUCGAUCGACGUGUUUUAUCCUCGUGAACAGCAAUUUAACGGUAUUUUUGCACUCCAAGGUGUUACUCCGAGGGUUUAGCCGGGUGUACUUGGUACGGAAUCCUCGUUAUCGGCAUUGUCGCGGAAAACAUACGAUCGACAAUACAUUUUGGGACAAAGUCACAAGAAGAAACGAUUCCAAUUCUACCAACUCGUACUAAGUUUAAUAAAGUCUAUUAGCUAUUUUCUACAUGGUAACGAUUGUCGUUGGAUCGGUAGUGGCUGGACAUUAAAACGCGCGUCGUAUUAGUUGGACGACGCGUGCGGCGUCGGGCGGCGUCGAGCGGCGUCGAGUGGUACCAAACGGCGUCGGACAGCGGCGGGGUCGUACCGGCUCCAGCCUGGCUCUCAGACAACGUCCAGACUACUCAUGUUCAUCCCAGAUACUUUGAGAAGCUGCAUGGUGGAACCAGAUGUCUCGACUUACCUGCAGGCUCCUUCUGUUGGACAGCUACUCAUUGCUAAAAGUUGCUGAAAGGAAUAGCGCUUCUUCGCGGUCGGAUCCAGAGAAUAGUUGAUCGCCGAGUGAAUGCCAAAACAACUCCACGUGGUAGCGUGGUCCGUAAAAGUUACGCUUACGUGCCAAUGUCGAACGAUUGACAGACAGUUGACAUAGAAGGACGUGUACUUUCGAUUAUCACAGUGCCAGUGUUAAAAGUGGGGAUGCUUAAAUCUGUCGAAUAAUUGGAAAGUACGAAAAGAAAAAAGGAAAGAAGGAGUAAGAAAUGUGUACGGUUGCGCGAGUCAAGUAUUAGCUCGAAGAAUUUGACUCGCGAUGCGCGCUCGAACGCCUUUACAAAUCUUGGAAGCCAAACAGCGAGCGAAAAGCAGCUGAUUGUUUCUGUUGAGGACAAGUCCGGCUGGUACAGAUGAGGCUGCGAAUGAUUCGUAACUGCGGACUGGAGAGGAGUAUAUCGAGGUAUUCGCAAUCGUUACCGCGAGGAUUGCUGUUUCUGACGGCUGGACGCUGACAAGAGGGGCGGACAAACAAUAGUGUGUUACAGCAGCUGCAGUGUUUGCCAAUAUUCGAUGGAUGAGUUCCAUCCAUUUAUCGAGGCGCUUCUACCGUUUGUGAAGUCUUUUUCGUACACGUGGUUCAAUCUACAAGCCGCCAAAAGACGAUAUUACAAGAAACACGAAAAGCGAAUGAGCUUAGAAGAGGAACGUCAGUGUAAGGAAGAACUUCAGAACGAGAAGCUGGAAGUAAAACAGAAAUGGGCCUCGCGGCUUCUCGGAAAGUUACGGAAGGAUAUCACGCAAGAGUAUCGGGAGGACUUUGUACUGAGUAUUACGGGAAAAAGACCGGCGAUGUGUGUUUUAAGCAAUCCUGACCAAAAGGGCAAAAUGCGCCGGAUCGAUUGUCUUCGUCAAGCAGACAAGGUAUGGAGGCUGGAUCUGGUUAUGGUGAUCCUUUUCAAGGCGAUUCCAUUGGAAUCGACGGACGGAGAAAGACUAGAGAAGACUGCGGAAUGCGCGCAACCCGGUCUCUGCGUCAAUCCUUAUCACAUCAAUGUUUCCGUCCGGGAACUGGAUCUCUAUCUCGCUAAUUUUAUCACGAGUCACGAAGUUCUGAAUGGCAUCUGCAACGCUAGCAAGGAAGAGGACAGGCGUCGAAAAGGUACAGGAUACCACGAACUAUAUAACGGUGUUGUCUGCAAUGACACCAUCCUUGCUACGGGUGUCUUCAGCUCCAAAGAGCUCUGGAUGCUUUCAAAAGCAUCCAUACUGCAUGACCUCAGCGACAUGCAGCCUCAAAUAAACGCGAUCAAAAUAGAGCACCCGCCGUACUACUGCAGCAGCUACACCCCUCCAUCCGCAGCCACGACCGCGGAUCACGUUCAGCCGGCGGCUAGCUUCAGUCCACCACCGGUACAUCAACUGCUAAGAAAUGACAAGACUGAAAAGCCGCCGACAGUCUCGGUUUCGAGCGCGCCGACAUUUUCAUCAGUUCUCAGGCCAGAAGAUGGACAUCGUGGAAUAGAUUCUCCUCAUUCGCAAACAGGAUUGCAUUCACCUCACGAAGGAUUGACCGGUGCCGCCGGUCAAAGCAUGUCUGGAUUGGCUUACUAUCAACCGGAACAUCCUGGGUCCACAGGAGUAGUAAAGUAUCCUGAAAAUGGUCACGACACUCUUUCAGAUUUCGUGACGUUUGUCUGUCAAGAGGCUGAGAACACUCAACAAUUACCCCAGACGCAGCUAACCGGGUCACGCACUGGUAUACAAAAGUUCUCGCAGUAUUAUCCGAGUUCGAUGUUACCACCUCCGCCUCCCGCUCCUAUGGCUAGGCCGGUGGCGAUAAUAAGAUCGACGGGUGAGCUAACGGCAACAACCGCCAGCUCGCCACCAACGUCCUCCACAUCGCCCACUGAUCCAGCCGAGCUAGGUACUAACCAGGAACAAAUGACUGCCGCGGCGGCGGUUGGUUUGGUUAGUUCUGCUUGUCAGAAUUCUGUCGAACCUACUGGACGAAAAAGUCCCGCCAGAAUCCUCGUUACGCCACACACCAGCAGAGAAUACACAUUCGCUCAUUUUCACUCGCAACCCGGACAGCAAAUCUUCACGUAUCCGACCAUCAGCUCGAUGUCUGGGGUAAUUUCGCCGACUAACUUGUCUCUAUUUUCAUCUCCUGUCUCGGUUACGAGGCCUGUAGCCACUCAGAGGCCAGUAUCCAAUGUUCCGCCACGUUGGAAUACCGCACCGUUUAUCAACUUGGAAGACGAUUAUAACAUGAUCGCGCCCAUCAUCGCUGGUACCACCAGUGAGCCAUCGGCUGCAAUGGAGGAAGAACGGUACUAUCAUUCUGUGCAUACGGGCGGUGUGGAUAAAAAUGGUAAUGGUAAUCUAAUAGGCAACGAACUCGGAGUAAACACAGAUCCCACGUCGCAUCAUCACCCGCAUCAACAACAACAGCACCAACAGCAGCAGCAACAGCAGCAACAGCAACAUCAGCAGCAGCAACCGCAACAGCAACCGCAACAGCAACAGCAACAACAGCCGUCUUCGCAACAGCAGCAACAAGUAAUGCCAGAUAAGUCUGGCGGACCUAAAUCUCCUCCGUGACAGUGGAAUCUGAGAAUGGAAAAUCCUGAGAGACUCGCGAACUCGCCGUGUUUGUCGGGUUCGGCACUUAGCGUUAUACCUGAAGCGAGUAAUCGUCGGGAAGCUAUGCCUCGUAUACAGUUACGUGAUUUAAACUUGCGGAGAAUAGAAUAUUUGAGAGUUCGAUCUUAGUAGCGAAGCGAGAAUAAGAAUGCUUUCCAAGGAAUGUAAUCGAGGAAAGAAAAAGUCUGUUUUAUUCGUAUUUAUUGAAAUGUAUCGCUCUAUGCUAUAUAGAGAGAAAGUUUCACAUAUUGCGAGAACCUAACUAACCAAUUAUACAGUUCUUCUAUAGCGUAAUUUACCGCGAUAGAGAGUUUGCGACGCUUGGAAUAGCCAUAAGAUAACGUCGCCGUGCAUGCCUUAUCGUGCUCGAUAAAAGAAAAUUUUUUACAUACGAUGCCGUACGUAAUAAAACGGAACAAUGUUCAAAGUAUAAUAUAACAUAUUUAGAUGCGGAACGUCGUAAUUCCAGCAAAAAUUGAUGCGAGUAGUCUCACGCCAAAUUUCAUAAUAAUUAUACAACAUGAUAGCAUUUGGUAUAUGUUGUCAAUUAUGUGCUCGUGCAUUUGUAUUGCACGAGUUCGCGAUACGCGAUCCAUAAUUUACGAUUUACGAUCUGACUAGUUUUCUCUUUGUUUGUUUCUUUCUCUCUUUUUUGGUUUUUUCUUCCCCAAUUUUUCUCAUAUCUUCUUUGUUUGUCUCUCUCUUUCUCUGUUCUCUCUCUUCUCCUUCUUUCUUCUCCUCCUCCGUCUUCUUUUCCUCUUUCUUCUUCUCCUCCUUCUCCCUCUCUUUCUUCUCUUCUAUCAUUCUUGGUUUGUCAACACAUAUUUCGCAUAAUUUCACGCAAGUAGAGUUGGAUAAAAUGUUAUUUUAAUUUUCAUUUAAAUCUUUAUAAAUACACGAACGCAAAAAAAGAAACAAUUAUUAAUUGUUAUCAGUUGUCAUUUAAGACGACAAUAAUCCUUGUUCGAUUUUGUUUGAUUGCUGUCAGUCAAUUGAAAGCCGAUCAAAUUUGUCGAGGUAUAUAUACCAAGACGUUUUUGCCCUCAAGUGAGGUGGCACGUUUUUGUUGUUGUUUAACUGAAACUUAUGUCCUCGAUAUUUUCCUCGGUACUGCACUCGUAUUCAGUUUCUAAAUAUGCAAAGCAUGUUAUUCAAUUGGCGAGAUUAAGAACUACUCCAACACAAAGUGCAUUAUAAAGGCAUUGGGUAAAAAGAAUCGGAUAACAAGUAUCGUUUUGAUAUAUCUGUAUUACAGGCAACUUUUCGCUUAGUGUAGAUGCCUAGUUCUGCAUUUUAUCAAGCGAUACACAUUUUAUAUUAAACGUAUUUAGCAUACGUUUGACUUAAACCGGGAAUUAUAAUAGGAUGAUAAAAUGUGGGUGUAUAUAGUGCCGAGAGUUAGUCACUUACACGACGAGGACAGAGUCGAGUUUCCUCGUUUAGACUAUUAGUCGUUUAGAAAUACUACUUUCGAGGCUCGAAAUCGCAGUUGUAGCAGUGGUAUAUAAUAUUCUUCCAGUGUUUGUAUUAUAAUAAAAGAUUCGUUAUUUUCGUAGUAAAAUUUUCGCGACAGACGAACACAUUUUCUUUCUGAUAGAUACUUCUUUCUGAUAAGAAAUCAUAAUAUUUUGUAUAAAUAGUAUUUACAUUUUGUAAUCGCGACGGCAAUAACUAAAAGAGGCGUGGAAACAUGGAUCGCGCGUGUCUAUGUAGUUUCCGUUAUUACAUAAAACUAGGAGUAUGACGCGCUUACGCAAUUAUCGAUAGCGCGAGAGCGUAGACUACUCCUUUCCUCAUUAUCCAAUCAAAUCUUUCGGAAAAUCACCGACAGUCCCAUUCGCAUAUUUUGAUAUCUCUUUUACGCUGGAAUAAAAAGAUAUGCCGUGUCUUUGUCGAUGACUCUGCGCACGUCCUGUACGUCGACGUUUCGACGUUCAUUUCUCUGUCGCGCGAGAAGCUGCUCUUUUAUCUUAUAUAUCGCGACUGUCCAAAAUACACGAGUUUACACAUAUUUAUUCAGAAUCGCGGAUUAUCAGUGCAGCAUAAGGCAAGUAAGUAUCGCAGAUUGAACGCUGGGCACGAGCGCAAUUUGUUAUCCCGAACAUCGUAAAUUUAUUGGCAUCGUAGAAAUGUAUAAUAAAUGGCUCGUUGGACGUGGAUAUUUGCGACUAACGUGGCUAAUAAUCGGAUGUUGAACAAUGUGAGUUAUAUAUUGCGCCGUGCUUCUUUCUUCUGUAGCGAUAUCAAUAAAUUGGAAAUUUUAUAAAGAGAUCGACGUGAGAUGAACGUCGAUAGUGGCAGGCUAUUCCCGCUUAAACAGAGAAUCAUUGAAUGCGGAUUCGUGCAGAUUUGCGAAAGGAGAAAUAGUCGAUGAUAAAUCGAUAUGCGUCGUUAUUAGAUAAUGCUCAGACUAGCAUUAACAUUAGCGCGAAAUAACCAAUGACAACUAGUCAUCAAAGGCUGCUAGUUAGAGACAAGAUGGAUAAUAUUGUUUAUCAGGAUAAUAAGUGCUUAACUACUUAAAAAUAUGUUACGAUAUUAUAUGAGAGAUAACAACGCGUAGAGUGCGUCGUGCGAAUGAGGUAGCAACCAAUGUGAUUAUCGCUGACAAACAUAGCCCAAGCUUGUUUCGAAAUCUUUCUCGUCGACAACGUAGAUUCCGAGAAACUCGAUUGAAUGAUUGAACACUAUGUACAGGCCAACUUUUUCAUCAUUUAUUUACAGAUAAAAUACUUACAGAUAAAA
Messenger RNA from Odontomachus brunneus, 6739 nucleotides. It is a transcript of the gene NfI, whose product is annotated as nuclear factor 1 B-type. Gene Ontology annotation, biological process: regulation of transcription by RNA polymerase II. Gene Ontology annotation, molecular function: DNA-binding transcription factor activity, RNA polymerase II-specific; RNA polymerase II cis-regulatory region sequence-specific DNA binding. The record is from RefSeq and is a predicted model, not a curated record. Gene Ontology annotation, cellular component: nucleus. Bases 1922 to 3952 code for a protein of 676 amino acids. Lineage: Eukaryota; Metazoa; Arthropoda; Insecta; Hymenoptera; Formicidae. The transcript has 13 exons.